This is a messenger RNA of Thalassophryne amazonica, 2264 nucleotides long. Its product is annotated as tetratricopeptide repeat protein 39A. Gene Ontology annotation, molecular function: protein binding. The coding region runs from base 210 to 1901 and encodes 563 amino acids. The transcript is spliced from 18 exons. NCBI's taxonomy places the organism in Eukaryota, Metazoa, Chordata, Actinopteri, Batrachoidiformes, Batrachoididae. The record is from RefSeq and is a predicted model, not a curated record.
CAUUGUUUGCGCACACUCAAACUUUUAGGUCCGCUGUUGUUCCUCCUUCAGCUUCUGAGCGCUUUACGUGAAACCAGCGAAGAGGUUUCUAAAGUCCGGAGGUCUGUCUGGUUGAUUUGAAAGCGGAACUUUGCGGUUUAAGGGCUGGAUGCCUGUUUUAAUUUGCGUCAGUCCUACUGAGCCGCUAACAGGUGUUGUGGACAGAGAACAUGUCCAAUGGCAAAGACGCAAAUGGUGCCGACAACUCCUCACAGAUGAGCCUGCAAGAGAGCCUAGAUGAGUGUAUGCAGGCAUUGGAUCUCUUCCUAAACAACCACUUCAGUAAGAGCCUGGAGUUGCUGCAGCCAAGAGUGAAUCAGAGCAUGUACCAUGCUCUUAUCUAUGCCACGGUGCUGGAAAUGCAGGCCAUGAUGACUUUCCAACAUGAUGACAUCACCUUUGCAGGAAACACCAUGAAGAAUGCCCAAGAUGUCUGUCAGAGGUUUCGACGCAAAUCCACAAAUUUGUCCAAUAAGUCGGAUGGAGAAUCUAUUACUGAAGUGCAGCUCCACGCUGAAGUUUGUUACGCAGAGUGUCAACUCCAAAGAGCUGCUCUCACCUUUCUGCAGGAUGAAAACAUGGUGAGUUUUAUUAAAGGAGGGAUCAAAGUACGAAACAGCUACCUGAUCUACAAAGAACUACAUUCAUUCAUAAAGUCUCACAACUGUCUAAAAGGACCGAGUCACAAUCAUUUAGAAGGAGGAAUAUCAUUUGGAAUCGGAGCAUUUAACCUGACUCUCUCACUCUUCCCACCACGGAUUCUUAAAGUUUUAGAGUUUGCAGGCUUCUCUGGAGACAAGGAAUACGGCUUGUCUUUACUGUAUGACGGUGCAGCAGGAACAAACCUGCGCUCUAUGCUGUGUGCUCUGCUGCUCCUCUGCUACUACACCUUCCUCACCUUCAUACUAGGAACUGGUGAAGGAGAUGUGUCUGAAGCUGAAAAGCUGCUAAAACCUUUCCAGCUGCGUUACCCACGGGGAGCCAUAUUCCUCUUCUUUGCAGGAAGAACAGAGGAGAUUAAAGGCAACAUUGAUGAGGCAGUGGCACUCUUCGAGGAUGGCUGUAAAGCCCAGCAAGCGUGGAAACAGUUCCACCACAUGUGCUACUGGGAACUGAUGUGGUGCUUCACCUAUAAGCGAGCAUGGAAGAUGGCCUACUUCUACGCCGACUUACUGAGCCAAGAGAGCCGCUGGUCCAAGGCCAUGUAUGUGUACAUGAAAGCCGCUUGCCUGAGCAUGCUACCUGAGGAUGAGGCUAGGCCUUUUGGGGAAGAUGAGAUAGAACUUUUUAGAAAGGUGCCCACCUUGAAGCAGAAGAUAGCUGGAAAAUCUCCCCCUACUGAGAAGUUUGCCAUCCGUAAAGCCAGACGCUACAAGGCGUCCUGCCCAAUUAGGCUACCCGUGCCAGUGUUGGAAAUGAUGUACAUGUGGAACGGUUUCAAUAUGAUCAGCAAACGGCCAGAGCUGACUGAAGGCAUGAUGCAGACUUUAGAGGAAGCAGAGCGCACUCUGCAGGAGUCACCUGAGAACGAGUUUUCAGUGGACGAUCGCUGUUUAAUCCACCUGCUGAAAGGUUUGUGUCUGAAGAACCAGGGUCUCCUCCAGGUUGCAGAGGAAUGUUUUGCCAAAGUGUCUGGCAGUGAAAAGAAGAUCAAGUUUGACCACUACCUGGUACCUAACUCACUGGUGGAACUCAGUCUGCUUUACAUAGACCAAGGCAGGAGGGAUGAUGCCAUCAAACUGCUGCACAAGGCCAAACACAACUACAAAGAGUACUCUAUGGAGUCUCGGACACAGUUCAGGAUACACGCCGCUCUGGCCAAACUCAAAGCUGACCCAGGAGAAGAGGACACUCAUCUGUAAGACACUGCGGUUUCAUGGAGGCGGCUCUAAAACUGGACUUUUCCACUGGGUUGUUCCGCAUGUGGCCAGUUUUUAAAAUGACAUUUUUACUUGAUGCUCAUUUUCAACAAUUCUGAGUGUAUCAGGGCUCUGUUUUGGUAAAACACCUAUAAUUUUUGUUACAUCUAUAGUUACCUUUCUGGAUAGAGUAUAAAAUUGUCACGUUGCUGGGUACUUGAGUAAAGUGUCCUUAUUUCACUUUCACAUUGACAUAUAAUUCAUGUACAGAAGCCUUUUAAUUUACAUUAUGGAAAAGUUUUUAUUGUUUACAUUGUAAAUAAACACAAUCUUAGCCACUGCCACUUGUUUCCAGUUUGCAAUGUU